UGUGCGGAGCGGAGAGGAGCGUGCGCGGAGGAGGACCCGAGUGCUCUCGUUGACUCUUGGUGGCGGCCAGUUUCAGACUCGGCGCUGGACCGUGAGCCACGCGAUCGAUCGAUCCUCUCCCUCUCGCGAGCAGGUCGCGCGGGCCGCGAGAUGUGAAGAUCGACGUUCCCGAUCCCGAUCGUUGUCGUUAUCGUUGCCGUCACAGCGUGGACCAGCCGCCGUCACCGCUCUGUUCAAUUAGAAUGACACCGCGCGCUUCGGCUCGAUCCGAAGUGUGCGUGGCCGAUCGAGAGGUGACCGUGCACGGUGGGCGCAGCCUGUGAGAGAUCGAGAUCGAGAUCGAGAGCGAGAGCGCGCGACAUCCGGAACGGGACCGCUCGCGGAGAUCGAAUGGGCGCGGUUGGAUGGGAGCGUAAUACGGGAAUGAACCGCUGAAUUUUGCUUCGCACAAAUUACGAGGAAAGAAGAGAUCCGAGAAGAGACGCCGCAAGGUGAUCGGAAAGCGCGAGGCCGCACUUGCAUGCAUUGAAGUCUCCGUUCGGCCCGUCGCGCGUAUCGAUACGCACGCAUUAUUCAGCCUUACUCAAUCGAAUCUAUCACAGUUCCGUCGUCCAUCAUGAUUUACCAAUCGAACCACCAAGCGCCGACAAUGUCGUCCACUAAGAAAACCUCGCCCAGGCCACAACAUCGUAACCUGCAGGCGUCCUCGAUGAAGUGUGCGAAGGCGAGGCGGCCGAACGAUCGGCCGGUCAACGACGAGCGAUGUCGGGGUAGGUGCCGAGUGCAGUGGAGCGAGAAACACGUGAAAGAGGGCCUAGUCCUCGUCCAGGAGACGCAGCUCGCUCGGGUGGUGAAGACUGGACCCAUCACGGAGCACUACGAAAUCGAUCCGAAACCGUUCGCGAGCGGUCAGUGGGCGAGAGUGUACCGCUGCAGGUCCCGAUCGACCGGUAUACUUUAUGCGGCCAAGUACUCGUCCAGAAACCGAUUCAACGCCGACUGCAGCGCGGAAUUGAGACACGAAAUCGCCCUGUUAUCUCUGUGCUCGCAAUCGCCGCGUGUCGUUAGGCUGCACGAUGUGUACGAAACGCCGAACGAGAUCAUCAUGGUCAUGGAAUACGCGCCCGGAGGCGAUCUACAGACGCUCAUCGACGGCGAUUUGGUGCCCCUCGAAGGUGACGUCGUACACUUUGUGCGGCAACUAGUGGAAGGACUCGCCUACCUCCACGAGAGAAAUAUCGCCCAUUUGGACAUCAAGCCGCAGAAUCUCGUGAUGAUGGGCUCCUUCCCGGACUGCGACGUUAAGCUGUGCGACUUCGAGAUCUCGAGAGUGAUCCUCGAGGGCACCGAAGUGCGGGAGAUCCUCGGCACGCCGGAUUACGUCGCGCCCGAGAUACUGCAUUAUGAGCCGAUCACGCUGGCAGCUGACAUGUGGUCGCUCGGGGUCACGACCUACGUGCUGCUGACGGGCUUUUCGCCGUUCGGUGGAGAGACCGAUCAGGAAACCUUCCAAAACAUAUCCCUCGGCGAAGUGGACUUCCCCGAAGAGCUGUUCGAGGACGUUUCGGCGCAGGCGAAGGACUUCGUCGCGAAGCUCUUAGUGCUGGACCCGAGUGCACGAAUGACCGCGAAGCAAUGCCUGCGCCACGAUUGGCUGCGCGGCGCCCCGACGCAGGCGUCGCCGCACCUACGGAGAUACUUGUCCAAGUCGAGAGAAGUCCUGUUGGAGCGCGUCGUCAGUCGGGAGAACCUGAGGAGAGCCGCGCUGAUAAGCCAGACGACCAGCCAAGCGAAUCUCUGUCAAGCGGACGUCCACGGCGAUCAGAAUCGUCAUCAGCAGCAUCUACAGAAUUGCCUGCAGGACUGCCUGCUGAGCCAAAGCGAAAUGUGCUUGAGCAAUCGCUUGACGGGCAGCCACGCGAGUCUGGCGGGCAGCGAGGGUUUCCCGAGUCCGGCGGACUCUCAAGCCAGCCUCAACUCUUCCAGGACAAGCCUGAGCUGCACGAGCCAGAGCUGCUUGCUGAACCAGGAACAGACGCAGGGACUGCUGAGUAAGGCUCAGAGCCGAUCCCAGGCGAACCUGAAUCAGGGCCUGAGCCGUGGCAUACUCUCGCGAAUACGUAGUCUGAAUCGUGUCCAGUCACAGGCGUGUCUGUUAAACGGAUCCUCGGCGGUGGUGGGCCGGGCUGGCGCCGCUACUACGUUGAACCCUGUCAUCAGCAAGUCUCGCGAGAAACUGUAUGGCCUGCGGUCCCUGUCCAAGUCCCAAGGCGUCCUAGAUAUCUACAGGAGUCUGGAAUGCUUGAAAAGACGAAGGAAGAGCUACCAGCGCGCAACAACUGAGGACCUGCUGCCGAUCUUCAAACAACUCGACGCCGAGAUCACGUCCUCCAGACUUGCGAUCUCGAUCAAUGACGAUCACACAAUCGCUGACGCAAAGUCAGAAAUCGGUGCGGCGUCCGAGAAAACUGAGCACGAAGUCGAUCGGAACGUGCCAACGAUUUCAUCAGACAACACAAAGACAUCGGGUAAUCUUAACGGUAAUUGCGAUGACUCGCGCGUUGCAUCGAAUGGCUCGAAACGCGAAACGAAGAACGUGGAGCCACUGCAGAUUCCAAAAAAGCACACCUCGGGAUCCGAAGAGAAUCUAGAUUCUCUCAAGUCCGUCGAAUCGGACACCUUGACGGAGGAUUCCGACGAGAUGGUGGUGAGCAAUGCCCGACAGCCCGGUGACGCGGACAAACGACCUUGUGAACGCCAACAUUCUGACGUUUCCAGCCGUUCUAACAAUUCGGCAGCGUCCGAUGAUAAAGAGGAUCGUUCGACGGAGUCAGAGAACGAGGAGCCCAAAUACACUGUAGCGCAGCUGGUCUCCGCAUUCAACAAACAUCAAGAGGUAGCCUCGAAGACGAGCCUGGAGGCCAUCAUGUCCGCGAGGAGGAUCAACGAAAUAGUGUUCCCGACUGGCACAAAGGCGCUGCGUCUCUUUAUUCCGGACAUCAACAUCACAGAAAGCAAGAUCAUCAGGCGAAAAACGAGUUACAAGCCACGGAAGAAUUGGGAGGAGCUGCGAAAGCGCAAUGAGAAGAACGAAGGCGUGUUGAAGAACCUCGACAACGAUUCCGGCAACGAAGAUGAUGAUGAUGACGAGGAUGAGACUCGGAGCAAAGUGAGAGAUAAUCCCUCGCGGUACGAACAGGAUUCUAUCAGGAACGCUGAAGAUAACGCUAAUGAUGUUUCACAGGAGUCGAUCUGCCAGGAAAAAGACACGAGUUUAUCCCUGGAUCGGUGGCCGCUCUUGCAACCUGGAGAGAGCAAUGGACAGUCCAUUUUCGUGGACAACGCGAAUACGUCAGACAACCUCGAUACCAGAAUAGACGAGAAGUAUAAACAGUGCGUGAAAGGUGCAAUGUCCGGCAAAACAGAAAUGCCCGAAGCCAAGAACCAAAAGUAUUCAAAGCUGUUCGAGACGCAGUCGAAGAUUACCGCCCCUGUUCGCCAAAAGGAGAGAUUACCCAAUUACAUUUAUCCGGACAUAACUUCCGCAGCCAGAGACGAUAAUCACGAAGCGGCUAAGAAGACGUCCGUUGCCACGACCAACGGAAGAAGCGAGUCUAGGACGCCUAAGCUCGAGCGAACCAAGUCAAGUUUCGUCGCUGACGCGACCGCGAACGUGAAUCUCAAAGACAUUCUGCAGCGAAUUGAUGGUUCGCAGAGCACUCCCAAAGAGAAUCUGGAGAACUUGAGGAAGAGGACAUCAAUCGCGAAGAUCAUCCUGAACGACAAUCUUGUCCACGACAGUCAAGACGGCUCCGGCGGCUGCAGAGCGAAUUCCCACGCGAAGGGCGAGUCGCCCUUAACCGACAGUCAGUCGGAGGAGCGAGCAAAACUGGUGAUACCACCGUCCUUCGUCCGAUCUUCCUCUUUAUCCAGCGAUAGCAGCUGUCCCACGCCGUCUAGCGUGCAGUCCGACAUAAACGUGUCAUGGGAGGACGUCCAGACUGUCGCACGCUCCAGCAUGCCUCUAGAAAAGGAAGACGUUGGCAAGACUACGAAGAAGAGUGACCUACAGCACACGUCCAGCGAGGGAAGAAACAGGCAGUGCACGGAGGACCGCAAGAUCUGGGGACGAAUCUGUACCGGCUCCUAUACCAGAGCCAUGGAGAAGUUUAGCGGUAAAAAUAUGGACACCAACAAAAAAUCACAGAGUUCAACCAUCGCGCAACAAACGGAGAAGAGUAGAAGAAAGAGCAGUCCUGCCAUGCCGCAAUACGUAAAUCUCAAUUAAGAAUCGGUCAUCGUUCGAGACGUAUACGCUAUACUUUCCCAGAUAGCCAAGUCUGCCGAAAGCAGAUGAUGCUAACUAUCUGCUAUCAACUAUUGCCAGCCAAAAGACAA
Molecule: messenger RNA, 4398 nt
Organism: Ooceraea biroi (clonal raider ant)
Lineage: Eukaryota; Metazoa; Arthropoda; Insecta; Hymenoptera; Formicidae
Product: probable serine/threonine-protein kinase MARK-C
Biological process (GO): protein phosphorylation; positive regulation of apoptotic process; intracellular signal transduction
Cellular component (GO): nucleus
Molecular function (GO): ATP binding; protein serine/threonine kinase activity
Source: RefSeq, a predicted model, not a curated record